AUGCACAACGGCAGCAAACAUGCAAGCUUGUUUAGUGCCGUAGGGGGAGGAGGAGCGUUGAAGUCAAACGCCGCUGAGCAGCAGCAACAGCAGCAGAAGCAGCAACAGCAGCAGCAACAGCAACAGCAGCUGCAGCAACAGCAGCAGCAGCAGCUGCAGCUGCAGCUGAAACCAGUUAAGCCGCAGUCGCCUCCCCUCUUUGCCUUUCUUCUGUCUCGGAAUGACCAACUGCAGCAGCAGCAGGCGCAGCAGCAGCAAAUGCAGCAGCAGCAGCAGCUGCUGCAGAAGCAGCAGCAGCUGCAGCAGCAGCAGCUGCUGCAGCAGCAGCAAGAUGCUGCGAAUUAUUUUUGCUUUUGCUGUCUUUUCUUCUUAGUUUUUGCAUUUUCAACGCAGUAA
Molecule: messenger RNA, 396 nt
Organism: Eimeria mitis
Lineage: Eukaryota; Apicomplexa; Conoidasida; Eucoccidiorida; Eimeriidae
Exons: 2
Coding region: 1-396 (131 amino acids)
Source: RefSeq, a predicted model, not a curated record